Molecule: messenger RNA, 2216 nt
Organism: Synchiropus splendidus (mandarinfish)
Lineage: Eukaryota; Metazoa; Chordata; Actinopteri; Syngnathiformes; Callionymidae
Product: BTB/POZ domain-containing protein KCTD1
Exons: 5
Coding region: 155-1333 (392 amino acids)
Biological process (GO): protein homooligomerization; negative regulation of DNA-templated transcription
Cellular component (GO): nucleus
Molecular function (GO): transcription corepressor activity; transcription factor binding
Source: RefSeq, a predicted model, not a curated record
UGAAGCACUGGAGGAGGGCUGCUUGAACUCAAGUGGCGCACAGUGAAAAGGCGGCGGAGAGCGGUCCAAACCGGGGGCAGAGGUCAGGCGACAUGUGCGCGCUGACCCCGCUCCUCCUCCCCCCCCGCGAAGCAGGAUUUGUUUUAUUCUGAAAAUGCGGCGCGCAGAAACAGCGACAGCCCCAAAGAGCCGCAGGCGCUGCGAUGCUAAUGUUGUCGGGGGCUUUGACUUCUCCCUCAGCCAUUGCGAGGCAGCUGCUCGGUGCGACAGCCACGGAGCUCCGGUCCUCCCUCGACAACGCUCUGUUAUCGCUGAACUCCGCGCGACCAUGGACGAAACGGAUAUCAUGGACUUGACGCAUCAGAAGGCGAGGAAGCGACCGCGGCCGAUCAGCUCCGUGGACGACUCGGUGCACGCUGCCCUGAAGAGAGUCCCGGCGCGGGAGAUGUUCGCCGUCAGGGGCGAGCCCAUCCCCGCGGCUGGACUCAAGCAGAACGACCACGCGCUGACCUCCUCUCCGACCACGGUGAUGCCCGCACAGGAUAACCGCUCCAGCAUGUCCAGGCCCAUGAUCACGCGCUCGCCAGUGUCUCCCCUGAGUAACCAGGGCAUCCCGACUCCCGCACAGCUCACCAAGUCCAACGCGCCUGUGCACAUCGACGUGGGCGGCCACAUGUACACCAGCAGCCUGGCCACCUUAACCAAAUUCCCAGAAUCCCGAAUCGGCCGCCUCUUUGAUGGCACAGAGCCCAUAGUCCUGGACAGCCUGAAGCAGCACUACUUCAUUGACAGGGAUGGACACAUGUUCCGCUACAUCCUCAACUUCCUCAGGACGUCCAAGCUCCUCAUACCAGAAGACUUCAAAGACUACAGUCUGCUCUACGAGGAGGCUCGCUACUUCCAGCUGCAGCCCAUGCUCAACGAGCUGGAGCGCUGGCGCCAGGACCAGGAGCUGAACCGGGUGUCGCGCCCCUGCGAGUGCCUGGUGGUGCGCGUGGCCCCCGACUUGGGCGAGAGGAUCACCCUGAGCGGCGACAAGGCGCUGAUCGAGGACGUCUUCCCGGAGAUCGGCGACGUCAUGUGCAACUCCGUCAACGCCGGGUGGAACCACGACUCCACGCACGUCAUCCGCUUCCCGCUCAACGGAUACUGCCACCUCAACUCCGUCCAGGUUCUAGAGCGUCUCCAGCAACGAGGCUUCGAAAUCGCGGGCUCCUGCGGUGGAGGAGUGGACUCAUCCCAGUUCAGCGAGUACGUCCUGAGGAGGGAACUGAGGAGGUUGAGUCCGCGAGGACCCAACUCAAACCGGAUAAAGCAGGAGCAGCUGGACUAGAGCCCUCCGCACCAGCAGGAGGCGCUAGACUUUUCCGUGGCAGCCAAAGACGCUGCAGAGCUCUGUGGACUCUGUUUAUGAUUUUUUAUUUUCCUUCAUUUCCUCGUUCAUGUUUUCUUAAACUUGAGAACCAUCUAAAGAGUAAAUAAGCGGUGCAACAGGAGAUUUCUGCCGGAAGAAGAUACAGUUAAACACAAAGUUUGAGAUUGCAAGGACAUUUCUGAUUGUCUCGCCCCGAAAACAAACGCGAUAUUGAUAAAGAUUUAUAUACGCUGGGUCCCCAAAAGAGUUUGUUUUAAAACUAAGCGCCUACAUUAGGUCGGAUUUCUGGUUCCCCGUGGAUGAUGGACAGCUCCCGCCACCUCCUCUGUAUAAAGGUCACCAAUCUGUUUACAGUAGAGAAUGUCUCUGUUGUCUCACAUUGUUUUGAAAAACAUGAUGAAUAUUGUGAUACCAAUGAAGUGUUUUUUGUACUUUAAUGGAAGUCUUGAUUUAACCAUGAAAUAUCAUCCAAAUUCCACACCAAUCUAUAUAUAAGUCAAGAGAAUAAUUUAACUAAAUUAUUUCCAUUCGCCUCAGUGGGAAGUGUCGACUGGCCCCACCUCCUCCUCCCCCUCCCCCUCCUCCUCCUCACGUGCUACUUCUCAGAAUUGGACCAUGUAAAUUACUUUUUAAUGUAUGUGUGUGUGUGUGUGUGUCUUUUUUUACAUGACAAAUUUGUUGCCUGACUGAACAGCUUCAUUGUAAAACCCAAGAAGAUUUAUUUGUAGCACAACAUGAAGUGUUUCGAAGACGACUGACCCACCUACGCUCCCUGGAUUUGACGCGAAAAGAGGAAUGUAGCAAAAAAAAAACUUGUGAAAUAAAUCUCAACUUCACUUGU